UUUAAGCGUGGCGUAUCGUUGAACAAUUCAAGAAUAUGAAUGUCGCUUUGUUGUGUGUUAUUUUCAUAAUUAAUGAAACAAAGAGCUUCUACGUCGACAAUACUAGUUUUCAUAAAGACGUUGAAAGGAAAAUGGUUCUUUUGAGGAAACUACAAAAUUUGCAAGAAUAUGACUCGAGAAAUGUAGCUCAAACGCCGUCUUGGAAUGAAAUUCUAGCCGACGUGCUCGUGAAACGAAUUUUCCCAUUCCACAAACUGAAUAAUGAGACUGAAAGCAUAAGCAAUGUUGACGACGAAAAAAGCAUAUGGGUUGGAUGCAUUAGUUUUGCCUUAAAAAUAUAUAAAAACUAUUUAUACGAUAAACUGAGAUACGACCAAGACACGCGUCAAGCAAACGAAGAAAUACCCGACCCUGUAGAAGAAGAGACUUUAGAUAAUCCAAAAGAUGACGUCGAAAUACUAGAACCGGCGUAUCAUGGGAAGUUAUGCGAUAAUUGUGAUCUAAAUACUGAAAUUGAAAGCAAUAUUAGCGAUUGUGGUGAAGAUUCCUUGAAGGAUGCAGAUGGGAAUUGCGUUUCGAAGUCAUCACAGUUCAUUUUAUCAAUACCAUCUCAAUGCCCUGUUGGUUACAGACGAGAUUGGCUUGGAUUUUGCAGAGUAAUACUUUAAAUACAGUCAGAACUAACUUAGAAUAUUAGAUCAAACGUAUUAUAUGAAUAUGAAUUGUGCAUGAUGCAAAUCAGUAGUAACAGAUUAUUCAAUUAAUUUGAAGUCUGAAUCACGCUAUCAACAUUUUUUGAGCUGGGUGUAUUUAUAAUGUCGUGUAUGAUGGCAGGUAUUCACUCCGAAUAUCAACAAUAAUCACGAUACAUUUUCCAAUUACGAUUAAUAAUCUAUUUAUUACAAAAAUAUCUUAACAAUUA
Messenger RNA from Nymphalis io (European peacock), 922 nucleotides. RefSeq lists its product as uncharacterized. The transcript has a single exon. The record is from RefSeq and is a predicted model, not a curated record. The coding region runs from base 36 to 668 and encodes 210 amino acids. NCBI's taxonomy places the organism in Eukaryota, Metazoa, Arthropoda, Insecta, Lepidoptera, Nymphalidae.